This is a messenger RNA of Ictalurus furcatus (blue catfish), 2038 nucleotides long. RefSeq names its product deleted in malignant brain tumors 1 protein-like. Gene Ontology annotation, cellular component: cell surface. The transcript has 11 exons. Bases 18 to 1490 code for a protein of 490 amino acids. The record is from RefSeq and is a predicted model, not a curated record. Lineage: Eukaryota; Metazoa; Chordata; Actinopteri; Siluriformes; Ictaluridae.
UCUGCAGGUGAGACAAGAUGGAGUUUGGAUUCGUGAUAUUUUUGCUCAGCUCUGCUCUUUUCGGGCACAGCUCUGGAUUCACAACACAAUCCACGACGACAGAAAGCUCACUGACAGCAGGUGGAGCUCCAUGUGGUGGAAAUCUGACUCAGUCACGAGGGGAAUUUUUCAGCCCCAAUUAUCCCAAUAAUUAUCCCAAUAAUGCACACUGCACAUGGAGCCUGCUGGCUGGAGAACUGCAGGUGGUUUCGUUAAGCUUCACGUUCGUCGCUUUGGAGUCAGGCUGGGACUUUAUCCGCAUGUACAACGGUCCGACUGCUCAGCAUUCACUUUUGGGUACUGUGAGUGGAAAUCAGAGAGCUACCUUCAACUCCAGCAGCAGAUACAUGACCGUCGUUUUCUCCAGUGACGGCAGCGUGACUCCACAAGGUUUUCGAGCAGAAUGGGCUUUCAUAGAUUACAUUAGCUGCAGGGAUCACUGUGGUUAUAAUGGUACGCUCUGUUCCUGCACCAGCUCUUGUCAGUCCUAUGGAAACUGCUGCAAUGAUUAUUACGAUUAUUGUUUCCCCACCACCACCAACACCACAACAACAACAACACAAGAAUCCACGACGACAGAAAGCUCACUGACAGCAGCCCGUGUGGAUUGCUCCUCUGACUCGAUGAACAUUGCCAUACGUAAAUCCUACCUGGACUCACUGGGAUUCAGCUGGUAUGACCUUUAUCUUGAUGACCAUCGCUGCAGAGCUUCAACUGACAACUACUAUGUCACCUUCAACUUCCCUCUCCAUAGCUGCAGCACCGGGAGAAAGACUGAGAACGGACGUAUUAUCUACACCAAUAAUGUGCGAGCAGCUCAGCCAACGUCGGGUGAGAUCACCCGAAAUGAUACAUCUUUCCUGUUGGUUGUGAGAUGUGUGAUGGCGCGUGAUUCUUCAGUCGAGAUUCUUUAUGAGGCCAAAGAGAUUACAAAUGCAGCUAUCAGUGGAACGGGUCGGUUCAACACUACCAUGGCCUUUUACCCAUCCAGAAGCUUUUACUACCCCAUCACCGAUUUCCCGUACCGAGUGAACCUCAAUCAGCAACUGUACGUGCAGGUGCAGCUAACCCAAGCCGAACCAAACCUCCACCUGUUCAUGGUCUCCUGUGUGGCCUCGCCAAACCACGACUACAGCAGCCACACCUAUGACCUUAUACGCAAUGGCUGUCGGAGAGACAACACGGUAAACAUAUACAGAAAUGGAAAUCGUUACUUCGCUCAGUUCAGCUUCAGCGCAUUCAAGUUCCUGCGCACACACAACCAGGUGUUCCUCAAGUGUGAUGUCAUAAUCUGCCCUGACAAUGACUACAACUCACGAUGUCGCCAAGGAUGCAGUUAUCGCAGGAAACGAAGCACUAGCUCUGAUCACCACACUGAGGUCCUCAUCCUUGGGCCAAUCACACUCAAAGGUCCAGAGGAGGCUGAGGCCAAGACGGAGGACAAGGAGUGAACUCACACUGACUGAUUAAUUAAUCACUUAAAUAUAGUUAACACUGAAUAAAUUUGCUAAUAGAUUGUUGAGCAAUUUCUCUUUCUUAAAUACUCACCUGUUGAUUUUUGGGGGGAGAUUUAAACUGUGUUUUUGACCCAAAUUUAGAACCGUCUAAUCCCCGUAAUCUGAAUCAAUCUGCUAUGUCUAAAACAUUUUCCGAUUUUAUGUGUCAGAACGGUUUUUUGAUCCCUGGAGAUUCUGUAACCCCUCUCUAAAAAAAGUUUUCUUUCUUCUCCCAGGUGUAUCAUUCCUAUUCGAGGAUUGAUUAUUUUUUUUAUAGACAGCACUCUUGAUUCGUGUGUAGUUUCUUCUGAAUAUCUGGGUAUUGUAAUUUCUGAUCACGCGCCUCUACAAUUAGAUAUUCAUCUUUCCAUUUAUAAACGUAUCCCAUCGCCUUGGAGAUUCUCUUCUUUUGGCAGACACAGACACUUCCUACUUAAAUUUUUGUGCCUGUGGUUGGGUUUUAAAAUAUCUAUAUAACCAGCGAUAGUUAUUGGAUAGCCAUG